Messenger RNA from Rana temporaria (common frog), 1739 nucleotides. RefSeq names its product signal peptide peptidase like 3 (gene SPPL3). NCBI's taxonomy places the organism in Eukaryota, Metazoa, Chordata, Amphibia, Anura, Ranidae. The coding region runs from base 279 to 1505 and encodes 408 amino acids. Gene Ontology annotation, cellular component: Golgi-associated vesicle membrane; lumenal side of endoplasmic reticulum membrane; cytoplasmic side of endoplasmic reticulum membrane. Gene Ontology annotation, biological process: membrane protein proteolysis. The transcript is spliced from 12 exons. The record is from RefSeq and is a predicted model, not a curated record. Gene Ontology annotation, molecular function: aspartic endopeptidase activity, intramembrane cleaving.
CUACAGCGCUUGCGCGCUCUUCUCCGAAGCCGUCGGGAACGCGCGUGGUGUUCGCCAGUCACGAGCGCGCAGCCGCGGCCUCUUCGCUAGUGCAAGUUCGGUACCUGCUGGCCGUGUGUCAUCUAUGUGCCAUGGGCUUACCUCUCCAGGACUCCAGCCACUCCGCACCCUGAGGCCCGGACGCCAUGUUGUGUGAGAAGCUGCAGAAUCGCCGCUAGAUAGACCCUGGGCCCGAGCCCCGACCCCCCGGAGGAGCAGCAGCUGAAGCCGCCGCCGCCAUGGCUGAGCAGACCUAUUCGUGGGCGUAUUCCCUGGUGGACUCUAGUCAAGUCUCUACGUUUCUGAUAUCAAUCCUUCUUAUAGUCUAUGGCAGUUUCAGGUCUCUUAAUAUGGACUUUGAAAAUCAAGACAAGGAGAAGGACAGUGGUGGCUCUCCAGGAACGUUUAGUGGGAACAGCGCCAAUAAUAAUUCAAGACUUCCAGUGACAGACGCAGCAAAGCAGUCCCAAAACAUACCUGAGCCACCUUUAUGUUUUGCAAUAGGUAUCCAGACUAUUGACUCCACUCAGGCAUUGUUCCUUCCUAUUGGAGCCUCAGUGUCUCUUCUGGUUAUGUUUUUCUUCUUUGACUCAGUUCAGGUGGUUUUCACUAUUUGCACUGCAGUUCUUGCAACAAUAGCUUUUGCUUUUCUGUUGCUCCCUAUGUGCCAGUAUUUAACCAGACCCUGCUCUACUCAGAACAAGAUAUCAUUUGGGUGCUGCGGUCGGUUUACAGUUGCAGAACUGCUCUCCUUUUCACUCUCUGUACUGCUAGUUCUUAUUUGGGUGCUGACAGGCCAUUGGCUGCUCAUGGAUGCCCUUGCCAUGGGACUCUGUGUGGCAAUGAUUGCCUUUGUUCGCCUGCCUAGCCUGAAAGUGUCCUGUCUGCUCCUUUCAGGGUUGCUUAUAUACGAUGUAUUUUGGGUCUUCUUCUCUGCCUAUAUAUUUAAUAGCAACGUGAUGGUCAAAGUGGCAACUCAGCCUGCUGACAAUCCUCUCGAUGUAUUAUCAAGGAAGCUUCACCUUGGUCCCAAUGUUGGAAGAGAUGUACCUCGGUUAUCACUGCCAGGGAAAUUGGUAUUCCCUAGCUCCACAGGAAGCCACUUCUCUAUGCUUGGGAUCGGAGACAUUGUGAUGCCAGGCCUACUUCUGUGCUUUGUUCUGCGUUAUGAUAAUUACAAAAAACAGGCAACCACUGACGCUUGUGGUGCACCAGGGGCCAAUAUUUCUGGGCGAAUGCAGAGGGUCUCCUACUUCCAUUGCACACUUAUUGGGUACUUUGUGGGACUGUUAACGGCAACGGUGGCUUCACGCAUUCACAGGGCAGCCCAGCCUGCUCUGCUGUAUUUGGUUCCAUUUACUUUAUUACCGCUUCUCACUAUGGCUUAUUUAAAGGGUGACUUGCGGCGAAUGUGGUCAGAACCUUUCCAUGCCAAGGCCAGCAGCUCACGCUUCCUCGAGGUAUGAUGGGAGCAGAGGACAAGAGGCCAAACUUGGCAGGAUUUCUUCACUUUGGCUUUCUGUACCCUGGAUAAACUCAGUGUUUAACAGACACAGCUACAACUGAAAGACCUCAAAAUGAAUGGAAUUUGUGUAAAAUAAUAAAGGAAUAAACUUUUUUUUGGCGAGUCGACCAUGUGAGCUCCUAAUCCCUCGAACAGGCCCUCAACAUCGGACUCAUUUCCUAUAGGAAGAGCGGAC